Molecule: messenger RNA, 457 nt
Organism: Kockovaella imperatae
Lineage: Eukaryota; Fungi; Basidiomycota; Tremellomycetes; Tremellales; Cuniculitremaceae
Product: heat shock protein 9/12-domain-containing protein
Exons: 5
Coding region: 90-359 (89 amino acids)
Source: RefSeq, a predicted model, not a curated record
UCUUCUUCUUCUACCUCACACUACAUUCCAUUCAACUAUAACACUUACCUUUUUACCCCAAACACCCAACACACAACUAACCUUUCACAAUGUCCGACAUGGGAAGACAAUCCUUCGGUGACAAGGCUGAGGCCGCCCUCAAGCCCGACUCCCAGAAGAGCUACCUCGAGCAGGCCAAGGACACCAUUGCCGGAAAGGCCGACUCUGCCGCCUCCUCUGCCCAACCCGAAUCCCAGAAGUCCUGGACUCAACAGGCCGGUGACGCCAUCUCUGGAAACCAGAACGAGAACUCUGGCUCCCUCCUCGACAAGGCCAAGGACGCCCUCGGCAUGAACGAGAACAAGCCCACCACCAACUAAGGAUGGUUCAUUGUGCUGAGCCUUAGGGCUUCGUACGGAGGUGAUUGAAAUAGCAAUGUACAUAUAGUCAAUGCAAAUGAAUGUAUGGUUAACCAAAG